Messenger RNA from Zeugodacus cucurbitae (melon fly), 1186 nucleotides. RefSeq names its product uridine diphosphate glucose pyrophosphatase NUDT14-like. NCBI's taxonomy places the organism in Eukaryota, Metazoa, Arthropoda, Insecta, Diptera, Tephritidae. The transcript is spliced from 4 exons. Gene Ontology annotation, biological process: ribose phosphate metabolic process; nucleoside phosphate metabolic process. The coding region runs from base 266 to 901 and encodes 211 amino acids. Gene Ontology annotation, molecular function: UDP-sugar diphosphatase activity; metal ion binding. The record is from RefSeq and is a predicted model, not a curated record.
GUGUUCAAAAAAGCAAAAUGAGAUAAAUUUUUCUAAUCUUUUUUAUAUAACAUUGAACGGGAAUUAAAGCAAGCUUUAAAUUCAUACUUCGUUGCUAAUUGUUUAAACAACACGUAUUGUGUGCUCUCGUAGAUUUUAUGUAAACCCAAUAACAUUUUUACACGUACAACGCAGUGUAGUUUCGUGGUAUAACGAGAGAGGAAUUGUGAAUUUAAAAAUACGGUUCCAAGUUAUUUUGCGUGGACUCAAUAGUUUUCUGGAUAGAAUGGAGAAUAUAACAAAGAUGUGGAUGGGUCCACUACCCGCGGACUCCCCUUACGUGAAACCAUUUAGACUAUACUAUGUGCAGAAUGGGGUCGAAAAGAAUUGGGAUUUAUUAAAAGUGCAUGACAGUGUUGCUGUAAUUUUGUUUAACACGACACGACAAGUUUUAAUUUUUGUACGUCAAUUUCGACCAGCUGUCUUCCAUAGCGUCGUUACCACCAGCGGCAGUAAUGUUGGUGAAGUAGAUUUGCAGAAAUUUCCUCCGAAAAUCGGAGUGACAUUAGAACUGUGUGCAGGUAUUGUCGAUAAAAAUAAGAGUUGGGCGGAUAUUGCACGUGAAGAGGUAUUAGAGGAGUGCGGUUAUGACGUGGCUGUUGAACGUAUUGAGGAAGUGUUGACCUACAGGUCGGGAGUAGGCUCCUCAGGCGCAUCUCAAGUGUUGUAUUACUGUGAAGUAACAGAUGAUGACCGUGCUACUAAAGGUGGUGGUGUGGAGGAUGAAAUGAUUGAUGUGGUUGAGUAUACACUUGAAGAAUCUAGAGCAUUGCUGAAGCAAGGUGCGAAGAUAAAUAGUCCACCCAGUUGUCUCUUAGGUGUAAGCUGGUUUUUAAUGAAUAAAGCACCUAAGCAAGUAUGAUCCAACAAAUGUGAAAUUGAAACAGAAUGAAAAAAGACGCAAAAACAUCAAUUCUGCCGAAUUUGAAAGAAUGAGUUAAAUUUCACAAAAUGUUAAAAUAUUUUUCAAUACACAUUAUGCAUAUUUUUUACAGAUGUAAAUUAAACUGCCACUGGAAGGCUAUUAAUAAUAAAAAAAUAACAAUUUUGUGUUACUAAGUACUAUGCUAACUAUAUGUAAAUUCAAUAGUGAUAUUUAUGCAUAAAAUAAAUAAAUAUAAAAUUAUUGCAUAUCUUGGAAAACUUA